This is a messenger RNA of Oncorhynchus masou masou (cherry salmon), 762 nucleotides long. Its product is annotated as serotonin N-acetyltransferase-like. The coding region runs from base 1 to 762 and encodes 253 amino acids. Gene Ontology annotation, biological process: circadian rhythm; response to light stimulus. Gene Ontology annotation, molecular function: aralkylamine N-acetyltransferase activity. Lineage: Eukaryota; Metazoa; Chordata; Actinopteri; Salmoniformes; Salmonidae. The record is from RefSeq and is a predicted model, not a curated record. The transcript is spliced from 3 exons. Gene Ontology annotation, cellular component: cytoplasm.
AUGUCUCUAGUGGGCGCCUUGCCUUUCCUGAAACCGCGCCUAUCCCCUUCUGUUUCUCCUGGGCGCCAAAGAAGACACACACUGCCAGCAAGCGAGUUCCGGCCGCUCAACACUCAAGAUGCCAUCAGCGUGUUCGAAAUCGAGAAAGAGGCCUUUAUCUCUGUGUCAGGAGACUGCCCGCUCCACCUUGAUGAGGUGCGUCAUUUCCUCAUGCUGUGUCCAGAGCUGUCCAUGGGCUGGUUUGAGGAGGGGAGACUAGUAGCCUUCAUCAUUGGGUCCCAAUGGGACCAGGACAGACUCACCCUAGACGCCCUAACUCUUCACAAGCCCAAAGGUUCCACAGUUCAUAUCCAUGUGCUGGCGGUCCACCGGACCUUCCGGCAGCAGGGCAAGGGUCCUAUCCUGAUGUGGCGCUACCUGCAGUAUCUACGCUGCCUGCCCUAUGUGCGCCGUGCAGUGCUCAUGUGCGAGGACUUCCUGGUUCCCUUCUACCAGAAGUCUGGCUUCAAGGUGCAGGGCCGCUGUUCCAUCACGGUGGCAUCACUGACCUUCACAGAGAUGCAGUACCCUGUGAGGGGCCAUGCACUGAUGCGGCGCAACAGUGAAGCUAUUGGUUUUCCUCAGACUGCGUUAUUAUUGGAGAAACAGACUCAGAGGCUUGAGUCUGUGUUAUUAUUGGAGGAACCGAUUCAGAGAAGUGAGACUGCAUUGUUAUUGGAGGAACAGACUCAGAGGACUGAGCCUGAUCCUGCUGAUGUGUAA